GUAGCUUAAUUCAAACAAAAAUGGUUAAUAAUGGAGAUUGCUCCAAUUUGGAGGAUUGGGUUGAGUCAGUGGCAAAUUGUUUGGGAAAAUGUCAACGAAACAGUGGUUCAAGCGCAUUUUGUUCGCCCUAAUCCUAGCGGCAUCCACAUCCGAGCGCCGCUACUCUCUGGCACUUUCGGGACCGGAGGCUUCGUCGGAGCUGAGUCGGGACCUGUUGGACUCGGCCAGAGCUCCCCAGUUCUUCGAUUGGUUGAAACGGAUCAGGAGGAGUAUCCACGAAUACCCGGAAUUAGGGUUCGAAGAGCAUCGGACGAGUCAGCUAAUUAGAAAUGAGCUUGAUGCGCUGGGAAUCGAAUACUCCUGGCCGGUUGCGACCACCGGAGUGGUCGCUGCUAUUGGCUCCGGCGGUCCUCCCACUGUUGGCUUAAGAGCCGAUAUGGAUGCUCUCCCUCUUCAGGUACUUCUUCUUCUUCUUCUUUAAAUAAUACUCCUACUUCGUUUGAGAAAAUUGAAAUGUGUAUUGUUCUAAAUUUUUUUUGAAGGAAGAGAAAUGAUGUUAAUCUUCCAUUCUUCUUAUUAGAAACAAAUAAGCAAAUUGUGAAAUUUGUUUUGAUAGGUAGUACUAGAAUUACGAGAUAAGUGUUUGGUGUAAGAUGUGCCAUGUAAGUGUUGUAGUGAAUUAAGCUAUUUGUACACC
Cuscuta campestris is the source of this 697-nucleotide messenger RNA. The record is from the annotation of a GenBank genome assembly. Lineage: Eukaryota; Viridiplantae; Streptophyta; Magnoliopsida; Solanales; Convolvulaceae.